Molecule: messenger RNA, 1301 nt
Organism: Syngnathus acus (greater pipefish)
Lineage: Eukaryota; Metazoa; Chordata; Actinopteri; Syngnathiformes; Syngnathidae
Exons: 1
Coding region: 256-801 (181 amino acids)
Biological process (GO): protein dephosphorylation
Molecular function (GO): MAP kinase tyrosine/serine/threonine phosphatase activity
Source: RefSeq, a predicted model, not a curated record
AGCGUUUUUAUUGAGAAUUUAAACAGUUUUGGAAUCAGGGAAGUUCCAAGUCGCUGUGACGAAUCUGCAGUCGCGAAACACAAAACUGCGCAACUCGCCUUACAAUAACAGUCGUAACUCGAGACGGGGGGCAAAAUAACAUGGGAGUAACUUGCCAUGUAACACCGGAAGUAAUAUGCCAUAGCUUUUCUCGGGCAUGUUUUGACUGGUUGACAUAGGAUUUGGUCAAAUGUAUGGAGUUUUACUGAUGGUCUGAUGCAUCCGCCGGUCGCUACGGGUCUUUCUGGCCUGUGUCGAGUCACUGAACAUCUUUACGUGAGUAACGGCAGAGCGGCGAGUCGCGCCUCUCUGGUGAGUGCGAACAAAAUAACAUGCAUCAUAAACGUCACAGAGACCAAAAGCAGCAGUGCAGCUUUCCACGGUGUGGAGUACGUCCACAUUCCCUUGUCUGACUCACCGUCCACACGACUCGGCGACCACUUCGACGAGGUGGCAGAUAAAAUACAGCACGUCGCACAGAGUGGUGGUCGCACAUUGGUGCACUGCAACGCCGGGGUGAGCCGCUCAGCUGCAUUCUGCAUGGCUUUUCUAGUCAAGCACCGCGGUGUGGCUUUGUUGGAGGCACACGCUUGGCUCAAGACCUGUCGGCCCAUGGCGAGGCCCAAUAAUGGUUUCUGGAAGCAAUUAAUUCACUAUGAAGAGGAGCUUCGUGGGUGCACGUCUGUCCGGAUGGUAUCAUCGUCCAUGGGAGAGAUCCCUGAUGUGUAUGAAGAGGAGGCCAGAAAUAUGAUGCCACUCUGACAGCCUGCUGCUUCUCGUGUACUUUUCUUAUUGUGAACUGUGUCUACUUUUGCAAAAUUGAAGAACUGCAUUAAAACGUGCUUUUAAACUGCUUGGUUUUAAUCAAAUUUAACAUUCUGAAGAAUUUAACAUGCAACAUUAUGCACCGUGGUUUCUGCAGAAAUGUUCAGCUGGUUGUGCAUUAUUGUUCUCAUAUCAACUUCAGGCAGAAAUAACCACGACCUACUUUAUCAUUUUUCUCAUUUCAACUUCAGGCAUAACCACAACCUACUUUAUUACGCUUUCCAUCACUAGGUCCGUGAUGUGGGGCUAACGGGGAAAAACUCCAUCACAACUUUAAAUAUCAUAAAACCCUUUAUUUUUGACAACAGGGUGUUCCAAACAUUUUAGCCAGAUAUAUUAAAAAGUACGGCCAUACACAACCAGAUAGACUUUUCCUUCAUAAAUUAUGACCACUGCCAUUUGGAAAUGGUGUUCCUAGAAUACAAUGUCAAACUCAA